AUGUCGAGUGGAAAGAAAGGCCGAGGUCGCCAAAAGAUCGAAAUGAAAAAGAUGAGCAACGAGAGCAACCUACAAGUGACUUUCUCAAAGCGUCGUAGCGGACUCUUCAAGAAAGCCAGUGAGCUUUGCACCCUUUGUGGUGCAGAUGCUGCUCUCGUUGUAUUCUCACCUAGUGGAAAGGUAUUUUCCUUUGGUCACCCCAAUCUUGAUACGGUCAUAGACCGCUAUCUUUCUCUUGUACCACCACAAAACAACGGCACCAUGCAACUCAUUGAGGCUCACCGCAAUGCCAACGUUCGUGAACUCAAUGCUCAGAUGACUCAAAUCAACAACACGUUGGAUGCCGAGAAGAAGAUUGGCGAUGAGCUGAGCCAUUUUCUCAAGGAAACAGAGGCUAAUUUUUGGUGGGCUUGUCCGGUUGAUGGAAUGAAUAAAGAUCAACUUGAAUUAUUCAAAAAGGCAUUGGAGGAGCUUAAGAAACUUCUAAUUCAACAUGCUACAACUCGAACUCUUCCAUUUUUUGUUGGCAAUGCUUCUUCCUCGAACGUUUAUCUCCAUCAUCAGCCAAAUGCUCAACAAGCUGAAAUGUUGCCACCACAAUUUUUUCAAAACCCUAUGUUGCAAUUGCAGCCUCAUUUGUUUGAUGGAUCAAUGAUGCCUCACCAUGGCUUCAAUAAUAUGGUGUAA
Molecule: messenger RNA, 687 nt
Organism: Medicago truncatula (barrel medic)
Lineage: Eukaryota; Viridiplantae; Streptophyta; Magnoliopsida; Fabales; Fabaceae
Product: agamous-like MADS-box protein AGL62
Exons: 1
Coding region: 1-687 (228 amino acids)
Biological process (GO): positive regulation of transcription by RNA polymerase II
Molecular function (GO): RNA polymerase II cis-regulatory region sequence-specific DNA binding; protein dimerization activity; DNA-binding transcription factor activity, RNA polymerase II-specific
Source: RefSeq, a predicted model, not a curated record